This is a messenger RNA of Neurospora tetraspora, 1225 nucleotides long. RefSeq lists its product as uncharacterized. The record is from RefSeq and is a predicted model, not a curated record. Bases 225 to 932 code for a protein of 235 amino acids. The transcript has a single exon. NCBI's taxonomy places the organism in Eukaryota, Fungi, Ascomycota, Sordariomycetes, Sordariales, Sordariaceae.
AGCUAUGACGCCUGGACGCCCAGCAGGUAGAAUACUUCGCAAAUGUCACUCUUUCAUCUCACUCAACCUCAGAUAUCGCGACUUUUUACAGAGCCUCACCUGAACUCACCAUCAAAGAGCCCCCAAGCCGCAUCAUAUAUCCGAAACUUCACACCACAAGUUAACAUCUUCUUUCAACUCUACCACCACGAUCACAGAGGCAUUUUCUUCCCGUCAAGGUCAACAUGACAACAAAAACCCUCUGCCGCGCCUGCCACCGCGCGGCUCGCACAACCACAACCUCCAUCUCAGCCCGCUCAACCCGUGGCCUCUCCCAACCAUUCACAACCGAAACCUUCCCUCAAUCCACCGCCCGUGGCGGCUCAUCCAAACUCCCUCCACCACCGCAACUUGACCCAUCAGCCAUCCUCUCCACGCCAACUUGGUCCGUCCGCUCUCUUCUCCCCCCAUCAAGACCAACAUCAUCAACACCAUCAUCAACCCAACCCGAAGAAAGCGAAAUAACCCCUCAAACCCUCACGCACCUCUCCCGUCUCUCUGCCCUGCCCCCUCCCUCCGCCUCCGACCCCUCCUCCACCGCCCGCCUCCUCUCAGCUCUACACUCGCACCUGCACUUCGUGCGCUCGAUCCAAUCGGUGGACACUACGGAUCCUUCUUCUCUUGAAGGGCAGGAGCUAGCGCCGUUGAGCUCGAUACGGGAUGAGUCGCCGGAGGGAUUGGCGGAGAUCACGAUUGAUCUGAAGACGCUUGAGGGGGCGCUGGCGGAGGAGGAUAUUGUUGGUCAUUGCAGGCGGCCUAGGAGGAGGAAGGCUGAGGAGCAGCUGACCAAAGAGAAGAAGAAGAAUGAGGCUGAGGAUUGGGAUGUAUUGGGGUGUGCUGAGCAAAAGGUUGGGAGAUACUUUGUUGUUAGGAGUGGGAAGAAGGUGGAGUAGAAUGACUGAAGGGGAAAGUGGUUGAAGUUGGUCUAGCGCCCUUGGUAGGGUAGAAGAGCUGUGGGUUUUGUGGUAUGACCAUAUAGGAGGGCCCUGAUCUGCUAACUGAUGCCGAGCGUAUGGGAAACCUGGAAGAUCUGAUAAAAGACGGGAAAGGCGUCAGAGCUUGCACGGGGAGUCCUCGAGGCUUUCGAGGAACCACUUCAGGUGCCCGUCUUGCCUAUACUCCGAGUUCGAAUCUUCCGAGGUGUAUUCAUGGGACAAGAAUCACUCAGUGAGGGAACUAUGCUGCU